This is a messenger RNA of Magnolia sinica, 1734 nucleotides long. RefSeq names its product tyrosine decarboxylase-like. Lineage: Eukaryota; Viridiplantae; Streptophyta; Magnoliopsida; Magnoliales; Magnoliaceae. The record is from RefSeq and is a predicted model, not a curated record. The coding region runs from base 27 to 1508 and encodes 493 amino acids. Gene Ontology annotation, biological process: amino acid metabolic process. Gene Ontology annotation, molecular function: pyridoxal phosphate binding; carboxy-lyase activity. The transcript has a single exon.
CCUUUCACUUCCUGCCUCGUAAUAAAAUGGGCAGCCUGCCUUGCAACAUCUUCAGUCCCUUAGACCCUGACAAUUUCACCGAGCAAUCCCAUCAGGUUCUUGAUUUCGUUGCUGAUUACUACCGAGCCAUUGAAAACUACCCUGUUCGAAGCCAAGUCGAACCGGGUUAUUUGAAGAACCGUUUACCAGAUUCCGCUCCAUUUUCACCUGACCCGUUAGAAGCUAUAUUAGAAGAUGUUCAUAACCAUAUAAUACCUGGUCUCACUCACUGGCAAAGCCCAAAUUUCUUUGGUUACUUCCAAGCCAAUGCUAGCACUGCAGGAUUUCUCGGCGAGAUGCUUUGUACCGGAUUCAAUGUUGUUGGCUUCACUUGGAUCGCUUCACCAGCUGCAACUGAGCUCGAAAACAUUGUAAUGGAUUGGAUGGCCAAGAUGCUCAAAAUCCCACAUUCAUUCACAUUCUCCGGUGGCGAAGGUGGUGGAGGAGUAUUGCUCGGUAGCACUUGCGAAGCGGUCGUGUGCACGUUAGCAGCAGCCAGGGAAAAAGCCUUGGAGAGGCUUGGAUGGGACCACGUUGGUAAAUUAGUCGUGUAUGCAUCUGAUCAAACACAUGCCGCCGUCCAAAAAGCAUCAAGACUAAUCGGAAUCCGACCGUCCAAUUUCCGAUCACUCCCCACAUCAGCUGCCACGUCAUUUGCAUUAUCUCCCGAAGUCGCACGUAAGGCGAUAGAUGACGAUGUAGAAUCUGGGUUGUUUCCUUUGUUCCUUUGUGCAACGGUGGGGACCACAGCAUGUGGAGCUGUAGACCCAUUGGAGGGUUUGGGUGAGGUUGCUCGUGAAUAUGGUAUGUGGUUCCAUGUAGAUGCUGCCUACGCCGGAUCGGCAUGCAUCUGUGAAGAGUUCAGAUCUUAUCUAGAUGGGGUCCACCUUGCUGAUUCACUUAGUAUGAAUCCACAUAAAUGGUUUCUUACUAACAUGGACUGUUGUUGCUUGUGGGUCAAGAACCCAGAUGCAUUAACUAGCUCGUUAUCAAUGGAUCCUGAGUAUUUGAAAAAUAAGGAAAGUGAUAUGAAGAAAGUUGUGGACUAUAAGGACUGGCAAAUUGCACUGAGCCGGCGGUUUCGAGCCAUGAAACUAUGGCUCGUGAUUCGGAGCCAUGGGGUGGUUAACCUGCAGGAGCACAUUCGAAGUGAUGUGGCAAUGGCGAAGUGGUUCGAAUCACAAGUGGGUAUGGACCCUAGGUUUGAGGUUGUGGUGCCGAGGAAAUUCGCCAUGGUGUGUUUUCGUCUCAAGCCUAGGGCAGGAGAAGAUGGGUCGGAUAUUAAUAGUCAGCUUCUGGAGAGUAUUAACUCUAGUGGGCGUGCUUACAUGACUCAUGCUGCGGUGGGUGGGUUAUAUGUACUGCGGUUUGCUAUCGGUACAACCCUAACUGAGCAGCGACAUGUGGAUGCCACAUGGAAGCUGAUUCAAGAAAAGGCUGAUUUAAUACGUGGUCUGGAAAUGAUGUAGAGCGGGCUGCGGACACUUUCGUGGUAAGAUGGACCAGAGAAGACCCAAUGGAAAGCGGAAGUAAUCAGGACCGUCAGAACCUUAAAACACUUGUAUUGAAUAAAUUGGAACAAAUUUUCGAUGAAUCAUAUAUGAUUUUGGGGAGGAGAAGCUACUUUCGCCAACGAACUCCUAGGUUGCAUACACUGAAUUUGCGGAUUCCAUUGUCUAGCCCAUUUUAUUUCUA